UCUUUGUUGCUAUUAGAAAGUUUUUAUAAACAUUGUGACGCAGACGGGAAUAUCUGAAAAUUCAGUUCGCUGUGUUCUGUUUCAGCGAGCGGCGUUCGGUUUAAAAAAUAUACAGCGCGAUUCUGCCGCCACAGCAGCAGCUGGAACUGAAGCUUCAGUAUCUCGAUCCUCUUCGUCACGCUCGGAAGUCGCUAUUUAUAUUAACUGCGUUGCAUUAUUGAAUUAACGUUGAAUGAUUUGCUAAAUCCGCUAUCAGUAAUCCACUGAGACAGACGAAUCGUUAAUUUCCGCCAGAGAUAUGCCGCGCGAUGAUACUGAGGGCCUGGUGGGCAAGGUGGAGGAUGCACCGAUCCCAGAGCCACGCAGUCUGAACCCUGCCGUAAUAUCUCCGUCCAGCAACACCGAGGCUCCCCCACCCCCGAAGCAUGAUCGUAGAAGUUACCGCUGGUUCAUCCUGGAGCCCGCAGUUUUUCUCAUCUUCUUCGCUAGAUAUUUAAUUGGGGCGGUUUACCAAAAUCAAAUCCUCUACCAGACCUGUGUCACCAUCAUGGAGUUUAAUGCCACGGAAUGCGAGCCGUUGCUGGGCAUUGAUCGUGGAACGGAUGAGGUUAAAAAAAUUGAAGUUGUAGUACAAAAAUAUUCUGCGAAUAUUAUGAUGGCGACUUCUUUAUUGGAGAGCAUAAUACCGGCCUUUGUGAGCCUGUUCCUGGGUCCCUGGUCGGACAAGUUUGGGAGGAGGCCCGUUCUCCUAACUACUUUUACAGGCUAUCUUACCGGCGCCUGUAUACUAAUUGUUAUAACUUGGAUAACAAUGUCUACCAACAUUAGCCCUUGGUGGUUCCUGUUGUCGUCGGUUCCUUCGGUCUUGAGUGGGGGAACGUGUGCCUUGAUCACAGGAAUCUAUUGCUACAUAUCUGAUGUGACCGAGAACGAAAAGAGUUUUAGAAUGGUUCUUAAUGAGGCUUCUCUGUGCACGGGCAUGAUGGUGGGUAAUGUGGCCAGUGGUUACAUUUAUGCUGCCACGAAUGCCGUCACUCUAUUCGCCAUUGCUGGUUCCCUGAUGGCUCUGGCCUUGGCGUUCGUCUUUCUAUUUGUUCCUGAGAGCUUAAAUCCUGCGAAUAUUCACAGUGGUUCCCGAAUGCGAGAGUUCUUCCGCUUUGAUUUGGUGAAAGAUCUCGUCUACACUGCCAUUAAAAGACGACCCAAUUUCGAUCGGGCCAUUAUUUGGCUGACAAUGAUUGCCCUGACAAUAGCCAUAUUCGAUAUGGAGGGCGAAGGAACUGUCAACUACAUGUUCAUGCAGGAGAAGUUCAACUGGACCAUCAAGGACUUUAGCCUUUUCAACGCAUCCCGUAUAGUGAUUCAGAUCGUGGGCAGUAUUGUUGGCAUGAUAAUUCUCCGUCGCAUCCUAAAAGUGUCAAUUGUUUCUAUGGCUAUGCUGUCCCUUGCCUGCUGCGUUUUGGAAAGCACAGUACGAGCGACUGCCGUUUAUUGGCAGGAAAUGUACCUGGGAAUGACUUUGGGAAUGAUGCGCGGCGUCAUGGGGCCCAUGUGCCGUGCUAUUCUCUCGCACGUUGCACCCAUCACGGAAGUUGGAAAAAUAUUCGCCUUGACCACCUCUAUGGAAUCUGUUUCGCCACUGGGAGCUGCUCCUCUCUACACAAUAGUGUACAGGAAAACAGUGGAAUAUUAUCCGGGAGCUUUUAAUUUUAUCAGCGCGGCACUAUACUUUCUGUGCUACAUUCUCAUAGCUGUGAUUUUCGGCAUCCAGAAAACGUUGGUCAACACCAGUGUUUACCAGGCCAUAGGCAGUUAACCAUAUCCGUUGAGAUCGAAUUGGAUAAAUGUAUCUCAUAGUUUGAAUUCCGUCAGACCACUCUCAAUCAAAAAGUUUUGUAUACAUCAGAUUUGUGUUUGUAUCCCCUGUAUUUUGUACAAGUAUUAUAAUAAUUUUUUAUCUGAAUGCGUGUAUCUGUACCGAUGUUUUUGCUAUCUGACUGUGUUUUGCAUGUGCAAGCAUUGUAAAGUUAAGAGUAAUAUAAAAUAUAACUUAAAGUAUGCAGUGGGACAAUAAACUGUAAAUAGACGAAAUAA
Drosophila bipectinata is the source of this 2094-nucleotide messenger RNA. RefSeq names its product probable peptidoglycan muropeptide transporter SLC46. The record is from RefSeq and is a predicted model, not a curated record. Gene Ontology annotation, molecular function: transmembrane transporter activity. Lineage: Eukaryota; Metazoa; Arthropoda; Insecta; Diptera; Drosophilidae. Gene Ontology annotation, cellular component: membrane. Gene Ontology annotation, biological process: transmembrane transport.